AUGUAUGUGUUUAAGAGAGAUGGACGCAAGGAACGCGUACAAUUCGACAAGAUCACAGCUCGUGUGUCGAGACUGUGUUAUGGUCUAGACCCCGACCAUGUGGAUGCUGCUGCCAUCACGCAAAAAGUUAUCUCUGGUGUAUACCAGGGUGUCACCACAGUGGAAUUGGACAACUUGGCCGCCGAGACUGCUGCAUACAUGACCGUCACUCACCCCGAUUACGCUGUCCUCGCCGCUCGUAUCGCCGUUUCCAACCUACACAAGCAGACCAAGAAGCAAUUUUCUGCUGUUAUCGAAGAUCUGUACCAUUAUGUCAACCCCAAGAACAAUAAGGCAGCGCCCAUGAUAUCGGGUGAGAUGUAUGAGACAGUUAUGAAGCACGCCGAAGAGUUGAACUCGGCUAUUGUUUAUGACCGUGACUUCAACUACCAAUACUUUGGUUUCAAGACUCUUGAACGCUCCUACCUCCUCAGAAUCAAUGGCAAGGUUGCCGAACGUCCUCAACACAUGAUCAUGCGUGUUGCCGUUGGAAUUCACGGCGAGAACAUCGAGAAAGCCAUCGAGACAUACAACUUGAUGUCACAGAAAUACUUCACACACGCCUCUCCCACUUUGUUCAACGCAGGUACUCCUCGACCACAACUCGCUUCUUGCUUCCUUGUGGACAUGAAGGAGGACAGUAUUGAGGGUAUCUACGACACUCUCAAGACAUGUGCUAUGAUCUCCAAGUCUGCCGGUGGUAUUGGUCUCAAUGUCCACCGCAUCCGUGCCACUGGCUCGUACAUUGGUGGAACCAAUGGUACCUCAAACGGUCUUGUGCCUAUGCUCAGAGUGUUCAACAACACCGCCAGAUAUGUUGAUCAGGGUGGUAACAAGCGCCCUGGUGCUUUUGCUAUCUACCUUGAGCCAUGGCACUCGGAUGUUUUUGAGUUCCUGGACCUCCGCAAGAACCACGGCAAAGAGGAAGUCCGAGCUCGUGAUUUGUUCUAUGCCUUGUGGACUCCUGAUCUCUUCAUGCGUCGUGUAGAGGCCAACCAAGACUGGACCUUGUUCUGCCCUAACGAGGCUUCAGGUCUCGCUGACGUCUACGGAGAAGAGUUUGAUGCUCUGUACGAGAAGUACGAGAGAGAAGGUCGUGGUCGCCGAACUGUCAAGGCCCAGAAGCUUUGGUACGCCAUCCUUGAGGCUCAGACCGAGACCGGUAACCCUUUCAUGCUCUACAAGGACGCUUGCAACAAGAAGAGCAAUCAAAAGAACCUUGGUACUAUCCGUAGCUCCAACCUUUGCACAGAGAUCAUUGAAUACUGUGCUCCUGAUGAGGUUGCUGUCUGCAACUUGGCUUCUCUUGCUCUGCCUACCUUUGUUGAUACUGCUCGUGGCGAGUAUGACUUUGGUAAAUUGCACGAAGUUACUCAGGUGCUUGUACGAAACCUUAACAAGAUUAUCGAUAUCAACUACUACCCUGUGCCCGAGGCCAAGAAGAGCAACUUCCGUCACCGUCCUAUUGCAGUCGGUGUGAAUGGUCUGGCUGAUGCAUUCCUUGCUCUCCGACUUCCCUUUGACUCACCAGAGGCCAAGCAGCUGAACAUUCAGAUCUUCGAGACCAUCUAUCACGGUGCCUUGACUGCCUCCAUCGAGCUUGCCAAGGAGCAUGGCACUUACGAGACCUACGAGGGCUCUCCUGUCUCUCAAGGCAUCUUGCAAUACGACAUGUGGGAGCGCACUCCCACAGACCUCUGGGACUGGGAUUCGCUCAAGGCACAGAUCAGCCAGCAUGGUGUCCGCAACAGUCUUCUCGUUGCUCCUAUGCCUACUGCCAGUACCAGUCAGAUUCUAGGUUUCAAUGAGUGCUUCGAGCCUUACACAUCGAACAUUUACUCUCGUCGUGUCUUGGCCGGAGAGUUCCAAGUUGUCAAUCCAUGGUUGCUCAAGGACCUUGUUGACCUCGGUCUUUGGUCUGACAACAUGAAGAACCGAAUCAUCGCCGACGGUGGAUCUGUUCAGAACAUCCCCAAUAUCCCCGCAGACAUCAAGGCUCUCUACAAAACUGUCUGGGAAAUCUCUCAGCGAUCGAUCCUUCAAAUGGCUGCCGACCGUGGUGCUUACAUUGACCAGUCCCAAUCCCUCAACAUUCACAUGAAGGAGCCUACCAUGGGCAAGAUCACCAGUAUGCACUUUGCUGGUUGGAAGAUGGGCCUGAAGACUGGAAUGUACUACCUGCGUACAAUGGCUGCCAGCGCUCCUAUUCAGUUUACUGUUGACCAAGAACAAUUGAAGGUGGAAGACACGAAUGUCGCUCGCGCCAAUGGCAUCAGCAAGAAGCGUUCGCCAGCUCCAGCUGCCUUUAGCAACUCCUAUGCUUCCGUUCCUCGUCCAAUGUACGACCAGAAGCCUGUCGUUGCUAACGGAAAUGGUGUUCCAGACCCAUUGCAACCUGUCUCGACUUCUCGCGUCAAUGGUGUAGCUCAACCCAUUGAGAUUGCUCAGGACAAGACUGAACCUGAGACUGAAGAAGCUGAAGCCGGCGAGAACGGUGACUCGGAGCAGGACAUCUACGCUCAAAAAGUUCUUCAGUGCAGCAUCGAAAACAAGGAGGCUUGCAUUAUGUGCAGUGGUUAG
Talaromyces marneffei is the source of this 2619-nucleotide messenger RNA. RefSeq lists its product as uncharacterized. Gene Ontology annotation, cellular component: ribonucleoside-diphosphate reductase complex. Gene Ontology annotation, molecular function: ribonucleoside-diphosphate reductase activity, thioredoxin disulfide as acceptor; ATP binding. The coding region runs from base 1 to 2619 and encodes 872 amino acids. Lineage: Eukaryota; Fungi; Ascomycota; Eurotiomycetes; Eurotiales; Trichocomaceae. Gene Ontology annotation, biological process: deoxyribonucleotide biosynthetic process; DNA replication. The transcript is spliced from 3 exons. The record is from RefSeq and is a predicted model, not a curated record.